AUGGAUCUGCCAUCUGUGUCCACCCUCCGCGCCAAGCUCGCAAAGCGCAUCGUCCAAACUCAGCUGGAGCUGUCUUGCGCGAAGCUCCUUGAGAGAUAUCUCGGCUCACCAGAACACUUUCGUGGUCCCUUCAUCACGCCCAUCACAGAUCCCUAUGAUUCCCUGGAUCCAAAGAAGGCCGCGGCCCCCGGCUUCAUAGACGUCAACUUCGACGAGCUCGACGAGCACACCAGGCGGCGGGAUCCGCUGGCCGAUCCGACCAUCGAGUGGAAGGUCGGCGUCAUCGGAGGCGGGAUUGGGGGCUUGUAUGCCUCGUUGAUCCUCGAGGACCUUGGCAUCACAAAUGAAGUCUCCGAGGCAACCGGGAGGACCGGUGGCCGGAUGUGGUCCUAUCGCUUCAGUUCAAAGCCCGGUGAUUACUACGAGGUUGGCGCCAUGCUAUUCCCCGACAUCCCCAUCAUGAGGCGGACCUUUCGGCUGCUUGCGCUUCUCAACAUCACAAGAGACAAUAAUCCCCAUCCUGCCGAGGGCUGCCUGAUCCCUUACUACUUCGAGGGCCCAAAUAACCCUUGGCUCUAUAACAACAUACUGAAGACGAAUGUUACCGCCGGAGAGAUUCUGAAAAGGGUCUUUCAAGAAUGGAGGGAUGGCUUGGCUUCUGACUUUGAAAACACCAUGGCGAAGCUUAUAGCUAUCGAUCGCAGGGCCAUCUCGCUGCGAUCAUACAUGAUGGAGAAGUUUGGGCGCGAGACGGAGGGCUUGGACAUAGACGGUCCGGAGCUCUAUUACAUGACCAAUUGGUGCGAGGUAAUGGACGCGAGAACAAGACACUUCGACGCGGCUUUCAUAUCGUGGGUUGUGCUCUCGCUGGAGUUUGAGUAUCCCCCAGGACCCGCCCCGACCUACGACCCAAAACCCAUCAGGGAUCCCAUCGGGGAUGAACCACCUGUACACAAACACGAUUACUCGUGGUGGAUCCUGAACGGCGGCACCGACAUCGUUGCCCAGCGAACAGCUGCCAAACUCGCAAACAAGCCCUUUAAUCACCUGCGGGUGACGGGGAUCUCGCAUGCUCAGGGAGAGGAGCAGGGCAUGCCGAUGAAGGUGACCAUGCUGCAGAGCCACCCCCACAAUCCGGACAGGCCGCCCACGCCCAUCACCAAGGAGUAUACGCACGUCAUCACCACAACGACGAUGCCCUGCCUCGACAUCAUGGACCUGCGCAACGUCGGGCUCACAUACGGGCAGCGUGAGGCCAUCCGAGUCCUCAGCUAUGACAACGCCGUCAAGGUAGGCAUCAAGUUCCGGACUCGCUGGUGGGCUGAAGAGAAGGGCAUCACCCAGAGCGGCGUCGGCAUGACGGAUCGCCCGACGCGGGUCGUCGUGUACCCUUCGCACGCGCUCGACACCCCGGCCGGCGAGUCGGGCGUGCUCAUAGCCUGCUACAGCGCCGCCCAGGACGCCUCCCGCCUCGGCGGCAACGAGAGCUGGAUCUUCGAUACCGUCAUGGCUGAUUUGGCGGCGAUGCACGAGUACGACGAAGGGGCGCUACGGAAGCUGGUCGUAAGCUACCACGUGCACGACUGGAACCACGACCCCUACGUGAACGGACACUUUUGCAUGCCCGGGCCGGGCCAGUUUUCGUCCCUGUUCGGAUACAUCCGGCGACCCGCUUCCCAAGGCCGCCUGUUCGUCGCCGGCGAGGGCACAAGCGUCUUCCCCGGCUGGAUCGUCGGCGCGCUGAACAGCUCGUAUAGGGCCAUCCACCAGAUGCUUUGGUGCGAACUUUAUCGCAGGUUGGGCCGCUGGGAGGAUAUGGGCUACAUCUGGUGUCUGAUUAUGCGUCUGAGACAGAAUUGGGGCAAUGGCAUGGAGCCUGAAGAGGAGUACGAUUCGGAUCCUAUGAAGGCAGCGGGCUGGGAGACCUUUUUGGCCAUGAGUGGCAUUGACGUCUGA
Molecule: messenger RNA, 1956 nt
Organism: Trichoderma citrinoviride
Lineage: Eukaryota; Fungi; Ascomycota; Sordariomycetes; Hypocreales; Hypocreaceae
Exons: 4
Coding region: 1-1956 (651 amino acids)
Biological process (GO): amino acid catabolic process
Molecular function (GO): polyamine oxidase activity; L-amino-acid oxidase activity
Source: RefSeq, a predicted model, not a curated record